Mus pahari (shrew mouse) is the source of this 1621-nucleotide messenger RNA. RefSeq names its product aldehyde dehydrogenase 3 family member A1 (gene Aldh3a1). The transcript is spliced from 11 exons. Gene Ontology annotation, biological process: aldehyde metabolic process. Gene Ontology annotation, molecular function: aldehyde dehydrogenase (NAD+) activity. Gene Ontology annotation, cellular component: cytoplasm. Lineage: Eukaryota; Metazoa; Chordata; Mammalia; Rodentia; Muridae. The record is from RefSeq and is a predicted model, not a curated record. The coding region runs from base 70 to 1431 and encodes 453 amino acids.
AGACUCUGACAGGCCAGCAUUUCCUGGCUGGGUGCAUCGACUGUCAAGCACCAGCUCUCUGGAGUUACAAUGAGCAAUAUCAGUAGCACCGUGAACCGGGCCCGUGAUGCCUUUAACUCAGGCAAGACUCGACCGCUGCAGUUCCGGGUCGAGCAGCUGGAGGCGCUGCAGCGCAUGAUCAACGAGAACCUGAAAGGCAUCUCCAAGGCGCUGGCCUCUAACCUGCACAAGAAUGAAUGGACCUCCUACUAUGAGGAGGUGGUUCACGUGCUGGACGAAAUCGAUUUCAUGAUUAAGGGGCUCUCCGAUUGGGCUGAGGAUGAGCCCGUGGCAAAGACUCGUCAGACCCAGGAAGAUGACCUCUACAUCCACUCGGAGCCCCUGGGCGUGGUCCUUGUCAUAGGUGCUUGGAACUACCCAUUCAACCUCACCAUUCAGCCCAUGGUGGGUGCGAUUGCUGCAGGAAAUGCCGUGGUCCUCAAGCCCUCAGAAGUGAGUGAUCACACGGCAGACCUGCUUUCGACACUUAUCCCUCAGUAUAUGGACAAGGAUCUGUACCCAGUGAUCCAAGGGGGUGUCUCUGAAACCACGGAGCUGCUCAGAGAGAAGUUUGACCACAUCAUGUACACAGGGAGCACAGCCGUAGGGAAGAUCGUCAUGGCCGCUGCUGCCAAGCAUCUGACCCCUGUCACCUUGGAGCUUGGAGGAAAGAGCCCUUGUUACGUGGACAAGGACUGUGACCUAGAUGUGGCUUGCCGGCGUAUUGCUUGGGGAAAGUUUAUGAACAGUGGCCAGACCUGUGUGGCCCCAGACUACAUCCUCUGUGACCCCUCCAUUCAGAGUGAAAUCGUGGAGAAGCUCAAAAAGUCACUGAAAGAUUUCUAUGGGGAAGAUGCUAAGCAGUCCCAUGAUUAUGGGAGGAUCAUCAACGAUCGGCACUUCCAGAGGGUCAUAAAUCUGAUUGACAGCAAGAAAGUAGCCCACGGAGGCACCUGGGAUCAGUCUUCACGAUACAUAGCUCCCACCAUCCUGGUGGAUGUGGACCCCCAGUCCCCGGUGAUGCAGGAGGAGAUCUUUGGGCCAGUGAUGCCCAUUGUGUGUAUUCGAAGCUUGGAUGAGGCCAUUAAAUUUAUCAACCAGCGCGAGAAGCCCCUGGCACUCUAUGUGUUCUCCAACAAUGACAAGGUGAUCAAGAAAAUGAUCGCAGAGACAUCAAGCGGUGGAGUGGCAGCCAAUGACGUCAUUGUUCACAUCACUGUGCCCACUUUGCCCUUUGGGGGUGUGGGGAGCAGCGGCAUGGGGGCCUACCAUGGCAAGAAAAGCUUCGAGACCUUCUCCCACCGCCGCUCUUGCCUGGUGAGGUCUCUGCGGAAUGAAGAAGCUAACAAGGCCAGGUAUCCCCCAAGCCCGGCCAAGAUGCCCCGGCAUUGAGAGUGCUGCUGCACCUGACGCUUGUUUUGCUGGCUGUCCUGUCCUUGAAGAAUUGCUCAUGGAGCCUCGUCCUGUCUUCUCUCCCACCUGCUGCCCCAUGCGUGUUCAAAGUCUCCCCGAAGUCUCUCACCCCCCCUCCAAAUUCUGCUGUUUGCUGAGCAUAGAGACCAAUAAAAGCCUCGGAGGAAAA